Messenger RNA from Ectocarpus siliculosus, 492 nucleotides. Lineage: Eukaryota; Phaeophyceae; Ectocarpales; Ectocarpaceae. The record is from the annotation of a GenBank genome assembly.
AUGCAACGUGCUCCCACCAUUGGAGGCCAAGCGGGUCUUGCAACAGCGGUGGAACCCACUUCGGCAGAUCGGCUUGAUCAUGUUGGCAAGCUUCUCGCCGAAAAGAAACCCUGGCCCGCCUUCCUGCACAUCACAGCUCGAGCCACGGAGGAGUGGGAGGCUUGCCCCACCCCCGUCCAGGAGGCUCUGGUAUGGAUGGCGACAGCGACAGUUGGGCUGCUCGACACUGCGAGCGUAGGGCCCUUAGUGCCCGUGUGCCAGACGUUCAAGACGUUGAUCGAGGCUGCAGAAGAUGCAGAGGAGUCCGAGGACAAACUAUGCAAGUACGACGAGGCGGAUCCGCUGUACGUCCGGGCGCUGGAGAUUCUGAGUGCAACCCCCUUACUAUGCCUCAGUGCUAAACGACCGGGCGGUAUUGCAGGGCGAGUACUCGAGGGCAGAGGCUCUGUACGAGCGGGCGACAGACAUAUGGGAACAAGCUCUCGGUUCUGA